Messenger RNA from Loxodonta africana (African savanna elephant), 8806 nucleotides. It is a transcript of the gene GPATCH11, whose product is annotated as G-patch domain containing 11. NCBI's taxonomy places the organism in Eukaryota, Metazoa, Chordata, Mammalia, Proboscidea, Elephantidae. Gene Ontology annotation, cellular component: kinetochore. Bases 94 to 1029 code for a protein of 311 amino acids. The transcript is spliced from 10 exons. The record is from RefSeq and is a predicted model, not a curated record. Gene Ontology annotation, molecular function: nucleic acid binding.
CUAACCACGCGUUCCUAGAUCCGCCUUCCGCAAAUCGCUAUUUGAUUGUGCACAGGGGAAUCAGGUGGCAGCAACGCGUUGGCUGAUAGGCGCAUGCGCAGCGCGCUUCUUGAGGGCUGGGCAGAGGUAAGCCCUCUUCACUGUGGCAGGGGACUACACACGGACGUGAAAACUGAGAGGCAAGAAUCACUGGAGGCCAUCUUGGAGGGUACCACAUGGUUAUACUACUUUCAUAUGAAGUUAAACAUGGCAGAAGAAGAGGACUACAUGUCUGAUUCCUUCAUUAACAUCCAGGAAGAUAUCAGACCAGGAUUGCCAAUGCUGAGGCAAAUCCGAGAAGCCCGUCGAAAAGAAGAAAAGCAACAAGAAGCUAAUUUGAAAAAUAGGCAGAAGAGUUUAAAAGAAGAAGAACAAGAAAGACGUGACAUUGGGUUGAAGAAUGCACUAGGUUGUGGAAACAAAGGGUUUGCUUUGCUCCAAAAGAUGGGAUAUAAAAGUGGUCAGGCUCUUGGCAAGACUGGAGAUGGUAUUGUUGAACCAAUUCCUCUCAACAUCAAAACAGGGAAAAGCGGCAUUGGUCAUGAGGCAUUAUUAAAACGAAAAGCAGAGGAAAAUUUGGAAAGCUACAGAAGAAAGGUACACAUGAAAAACCAGGCUCAAGAAAAAGCUGCAGAACAGUUUCGGAUGCGACUUAAAAAUAAGCAAGAUGAAAUGAAGCUAGAAGGAGACCUUAAAAGAAGCCAGCGAGCCUGUCAGCAGUUGGAUACCCAGAAGAAUAUUCAGAUUCCCAGGGAGGCCUGGUACUGGUUGAGGCCUGAACAGGAGAGUGAAGAAGAGGAAGAGGAAGAAAAAGAACAAGAUGAAGAUGAAGUUAAGAGUGAAGAUUUAAGUGUAAUGGAAAAACUACAAAUAUUGACAAGUUAUUUAAGAGAAGAACAUCUGUAUUGUAUUUGGUGUGGGACAGCCUAUGAAGAUAAAGAAGACUUAUCUUCAAAUUGCCCAGGACCAACUUCUGCAGAUCACGACUAAAAAUAUUCCCAAUAAAGUGGAACCUAGAAAAGUGUUCAUGUUUCCUGAACAGUUGAGCAAUUAGAAUUCAUUUUUUUUUUUUAUGCCAGUAAGGAAUGAGGACCUUCAUAUAGCAUUGCAUUCAUUUUUGUACUUUAAACUCAUAGCCACUCUAUAGGACAGAGUAGAACUGCCCCAUAGAGUUUCCUUUAGAAGGAUAUAAUUGUGCACUGACUUGAGAAAAUAAUGGGAUGCUAUUUUAGAACACAGGUAUCACAGACAUGGCCAGUUAUAAUUUAUGAUGGUAUUGUGAUACUUCUGGGGUUUAAGGACACCAGUAGGUAUCCCCUCUUCCCCUCUUUACGUUGAAACAAAUCGAAUAAUGAGGCAUGAGAGUCAGAGGGAGAUUGAUAUAUUAGUUUUAUUAGGGAUGAAGCUGAAAUAGAGAACAUGGUUGACUUGUUUUCCAGUCAGGCUUCCUAAUGUUUCUCCCUAAUUGGAGAGAGCAGCAGGCCUCUGCUUGCAGGGACAGAGCCUGCCCUAGCGUUUAGAGACCAGUUAGUUCUCAAGGUUAAAGAAUCCACCAGAGCUGAGCCUUACAUGCUCGGUUCCUUCUCCCAGUAUCACCAAUCGGAUAAGAUACUUCUCUGUUGGGAAGGAAUGAAUGAGGGUUCAGAGAGCUUGUUUCCAUACUUCUCUCUCCAAAGGAGUGGUUCUCUUCCCUGUAUGCAAGCAUAAGGAGGGGAAAAGUAUUCCCCUCAGUAAGACAGAGGUCAGGGGCACUGUUCCAUUAAUACCAAAAAUUCUAAUCAGUUUUAGAAACAGUAAUAAUGAUGCUUCUGGUAAAAUCUUGAGUUUUCAUGGAAAUGUGUGUAUCCAGUGUAAGUGACCAGUUGCUAAGUUUUGGCUAAAGAAAUUUAGGAACUGGGGGAGAACAUUAAAUACUACUGUAUUUAGGAACCCCUUGACAACAUUCCCAGCAGAUGGUAAUCUAACUUCUGUCUUCAUUCCUCUAGCCACAGAGAGCUCACUGCUCUAAAACAGACCACUCCAUUGCUCUAAAAAAUGCUUUUGUUUUUCCAUCUUAAGCUGGAAUGGGCUUACCUGUAACAUGCCACUAGGAAGCCCCAUCCAUCAAAACCAAGAAUUUUCUUUGAAGUUCAUAUUCCUAGAUGUCUCCAUUAGUGAUUUUGAUUCAGCUAGUCUAGGGUGGCUCCUAGGGGAGCUGUGACCUCACCUUAUAAUGUAGCUCACCUUUCAGGAGCACUGAGCAAGAGAUUCACCUCUUCUUCUUUUCUAGGAACAGUAUACACAAGAACAGCAAAAGCUAGUCUUCACUUGAAUGGAUUGAGACAAUCAAUGUGACUGGGAUUCACUGCUGAUCUAAUUCACUCAGUCUCAAGUUUACUUUGGGGAGUUUUAAAAAAAGAUAAUGCAAAGGUCCCACCCCUAGAGAUUUUGAUGAAGUUGGUCACUGGCCUGGGCAUCACUACUCUUGGUUUUAAAAUGAAGCAGAGAUUGAGAACCACUAACCAACUUAACUUCUUCAUCCAGGAAAUGAAUCAUUGUUUUUAUGAAUAUAAAGAUAUAUAAAAUAUUGGAGUUUAUAUGAUUGUAUAGUAUUGUUAAUGUUUAUUUCCCAAGUAAAUGUCAAAUUUUAAAAAUUUAUUUAAAAAAUAAAAUUGUAGUAGUAACUAAAACAAAGGAAUACACCUUUUCCUUGAAAUUACAGUAAAGUCCUUUUCUGUCUUUUCAGCUAACAUACCUACAUUCAGUCAGUCCCAAAGCCAUGUGGAUUGUUUCACAUGGAAUGGAGUUAGACAGGAACUGGCUUCUCUUUCUCCUCUUACUGACUAUGGGGACAAGACACCUGCCCAAGGGCCCAGACUGUUUCUGAUAUGUUCUUGAAGAAUUAUGCUGAGAAUAACCUUGAUGGCACCCAUGACCCCACCAAGGUUAUGCUUCCCAUUUCCAGAGCUCUGGCUCGCAGCACUAGACCUGCAUUAGAAAGUGGCAGAUGUUCCUCUAUUCUUACCCAUUUAAGGUUAAAAAUACAGGUUUUCAGUAUGAAUAUAAACAUGUUUUUAUUCAUAUAGACCUUUUACAACUUCUUAACUAGAAAAUAAUGAGACUGAGGGAACCAAAAGAAUGAAAAGAACUUAAUUUGUAUGGAAUUUCACAUUUAUAUGAAAUUUGAAACUUAAGACAAAGUGAAUUUUAACAUAUCAUGUCACUCUUUGUUUAUAUUGUGUUACAUAUCUUUUCAAAAUUCUAUCUAGAAGUUCUAAAAUGUUUCAUUUUCAUAAUUAUAAAUCCAGAAUACUGUAGUUCCUGACAUUGAGAAUAAGUAAAUACACUUCAGUGUACCAAAUCAGUUUACCUUAUACACAUUUACUUCAGGUGUUACUUGCCAAACAUUAAUCGUUAAAAUUUGAAAGUGAGUAUUAUUAUUAUUUAAUAUCAGGCAUAUUUUUUUGUAGGAUACAACAAGACAUAUUCGACACUUCCUUUUACUGCCCACCAAUUCAAAAGCUCUUAGUUCUUGCUUUAUGCAGGGCAGUGUACUCGAUGCCUUGGUGUAUACAAAAAUGAGAGACUAUCCCUACUUUCCAGAAAUUCACAGUAAAUGAGGGAAACAGCCAUAUAGGAAUGACUGUGCUCCAGGGCCAACUGGUAAGCAUGAGACAGUAGUGAGAUACUAAAUGGGAGUAGCAGGGAGAAGAGUAAUUCUGAAUGGACAAGGUGAAACACUAUGUAAGUAGAUUUAGAAGGAAGGCAUUACCAUAUGGCCCAGCAAUUCUAGGUACGCGCCCAAGAGAAAUGGGAACAUAUGUUCACACAAAAAGCUGUACACGAAUGUUCAUAGAAGUAUUAUUCAUAAUAGCCGAAAGGUGGAAGCAGCCCCAUGUCCAUCAACUGAUGAAUGCAUAAACAAAAUGUGGUAUAUCCAUACAAUGAAAUAUUAUUUGACCAGAAAAAGGAAUGAAUUAUUGACCCAUGCUACAACAUGACUAAACCUGGAAAACAUUGUUAAGUGAAAAAACCACAUAUUGUGUGAUUCCACUUCUAUGAAAUGUCCAGAAUAGUCAAAUCUGUACAGAUUUGGAAGUAGAUUAGCGGUUGGCCACGGCUGGUGGAGACAGGAGGAAAUGAGGCAUAACUACUAAUGGGUACGUGCUUCUUUUUGGGGUCACAAAGAUGUUUUCAAAUAGAUUGUGGUGAUGGUUGCACAACUCUGAAUAUACAAAACACCACUGCAUUGUACACUUUAAACAGGCAAAUUGUAUGAUCCAUUAAUUAUAUCUGGAUAAAGGAGUUAUUUUAAAUUAACAUUGAACAAGGAGUGCAUAAUAGGAGGUAAAAGUGGGGCGACAUGCCAGGCCAGAUUGAGAAGGCAGGUCGAAGAGAGUCAUUUGAACUAAAUCCUUUAUAGAUUUUUGGGCAAAGAAGUAACAUGAUCAGAUCAAUGUUUAGAAAACAAUGCAAUGCACGAGAAAGAUUUUAGGGGCUAGAAUAAAAGCCAGUUAUCUGAGUAAGCAAUAGAGGAACUGAAUCAAGGCAACAAUGGUGAAAAGGCAGGGACAAAUACAAGAAAUAGUUCAGGGGAUGAACAGAGAACAUUUGGCACCUGACUUGGGAUGUAGAGGAAAGGCUGAGUGGAAGAUAAAGCCAUAUUCUGCUGAGAGUGUAUCUGAAUGGUUCUUAAAAGGCCCAUACAAACUGAGAAUAUGAUGAAAACUCAGAAAAAUGUACUACAUAUUUAUCCUUCAUCUCUAAGGUCUCAUCCAGCUCUGAAAUUUUAAGAUUCUGUAUACAAAUCUGCAUAUUAGGCAAUUUAUAAACACUUUGAGGAGUCCGAGUGGGGCAAACACUUAAGUGCUUGGCUAUUAACCGAAAGAUUGGCAGUCAACCCACACAGAGGCACCUUAGAAUAAAGGCCUGGCAAUCUGCUUCCAAAAGGUCACAGCCAUGAAAACGCUACGGAGUGCAGUUCUACUCUGCAACACAUGGGAUCACUAUGAAUUGGAAUCAACUCAACGGCAAAUGGAUUGGUUUGGUUUUAUUUUUAAUCAACACUUUGAAACCCAUGUGUGGACCUCCUGGAUGUCCAAUCCCAGACCGAGAAUCCCUAGACCAAUUUCUCACUGUUGGCAUACUGACAUUUUGAGCUGGAUAAUUGUUUUGGAGGGCUGUCCUGUGCAUUGUAGGAGGUUUAGCAGCACCCUUGGUCACUACCAGGGAUGCCAGUAGCACACUUUCCCCCCAACACAUACCUUCCCCCGCCCAUGUGAGGACAACCCAAAGCGUCUCCAGAUGUUGCCUAAUGUCCUGUGGGGCAAAACUGCCCCAGCUGAGAACCACUUCCCUAGAUCAUAAUCUGCAGACUUCACAGUGUAUCAGAAUCACUUGGAGGACUUGUUACAACAUUUCUGGGCUCACCCGAGUUUCUGUUUCAGAAGGUUUGGGGUGGGGACCAAAAUUUUCAUUUCUAACAAGUUCCAGGCGAUGCUGAUGCUUCUGGUCCAGAGAUCACACUUUGAGAACCACUGGUUCUCAACCAGGGGUGAUCUGGGGUAGAUGGCAGGGAUGUAGCUGAACAUCCUAUGAUACACAAGACAGCCACCCACAACAAAGAACUGCCCAGCCCAAGAUGCCAACAGUGCCACUGCUGAGAAACUCUGCCCGAGAGUAAGCUAUUCCUUGAUGUCAAACAAUUGCAGAUCACGGCCCGUUAGCUAGACUGCAGACAGCGUAUUUGAGAAUGAAACAGAACAGAAAAUAACGACAUGCAUCAAAAACAGUAAUUGAUUUGUGAAACUUUUAAGUAGAUACAUAGAUGGAUCGGUAGGUAGGCAGAGAGACAGAGUUGAUUUUCUUUAAUCAUGGCAGUUAUGGCCUAUUAAGUGUGAACACUGAAUGAGCGAAUACUGAGCCAGUGCUCCUAAGGGAAAUACAGGUUUAGGUUCCUGUGAGGCCUGGUCACAUUUUUUAUCAAUCAGUCAAUACAUAACCUUGUUUUAUGUGUGCUUCCAUUUAAAGACACCUUAUUUAAUACAACUGAUGCAUUAACAUCAAAUGAAGCUUAUCUUAACAUGUGCAUUUUUUCUGUAAGGCACCUUACGGCCUUGAGCUUAGGAACUCCAGACAGCACGUCAACGCUAUGCUUGGGAGCCAAUUUACACAGGGUAAUCACCAACAAAAAGCACAAAAAUGAGAAAAUGGGGCACUAAAUAGCCUACAAAAAGGACACUUGUUUAUAUUGUGAGAGCUGAAACGAGAAGGCUGAGCAUCACCUCGGUUGACCUCAAAUGGGAAAUGGGGUGUCAGCGACUCAAACUUUUUCUCACUUUGUGAACAUCUAAGAAUGACUGUGAGAGCACCGGGGGACUGAUUUUGGGGUUACAAAUUGAUUUCAGAGAGUAGGCCAAUUUGCAAAUAUGGAAUCUAUGAAAAACAAGGAUUGACUAUAGAAUGAAAACAUAUACAGAGUUGCAAUAUUAAGAGUUUUUUUUUUUACAGUGGUCAAAGAAGUGUAGAAGGUACAGCAAACCAAGACUCUCCAAGGGUUGUGUGUUAGACUGGAUGAUGGCUCCCAAAGACGUCCAGGUCCUAAUCCCUGGAACCCCUGAAUUACAUUGUAUGGAAAAGGGGUCUUUGCAGAUGUGAUUAGGUUAAAGAUCUGGCGAUGGGGAGAUUAGCCUGGAUUAUCCAGGUGGUUCUGAAUGUAAUCACAAAUACUCUUGUAAGAGAGAGGCAGAGGGCAAUUUGGCUACACAGAAGAAGGCACUGUGAUCAUGGGAGCAAGAUGCUACACUACUGGCUUUGACAAUGGAGGAAGGGGCCAUGAACCAAGGGAUAGAAACUGCCAGCAGAAGCUGGAAAAGGUAAGGAAACGGAUUCUCUGCUAACGCCUUUAGCUAGAGCACAGCCCUACCCACACCUUGAUUUAAGAUCAAACCAAAAAAAAGAGUUGUUGUCAAGUUGAUUCUGACUCAUGGUGAGCCCGUGUAUGUCAGAGUAAAACUGUGUUCCACAGCAUUUCAAAUGGCUGAUUUUUUUCACAAGUAGAUUGCCAGGCCUUUCUUCUGAGUUGCCUCUGGGCGACUCGAACCUCCAACCUUUCAGUUAGCAGCCAAGCAUUUUAACCAUCUACACCAGCUAGAGCUCCCAAUUUUAGACUAGUGAAACUGAGUGUGAACAGCUGGCCUCCAGGGAAUAAAUGUGUAUUAUUUUAAGCCACCAAAUUCACAGUUAUUUGUGACAGCAGCCACAGAAGAAUAAUACAGGCUUCAAUCAAAUUAACCCCCAAAGUCAGACAACUUUGUGAGGUAUUUUCUUUGCCUCACAGGUUUACCUACUACAGCUUUUAAUUAGUUGGAAUUUAAGCCAAUAAUGAGGCCACAGUACACCUGUCAACUGUGGUCCUUUCAUCUGUGACCAUUCUGAGAAAAGACUAGGUCACAAUCACAGACACCUAGUCACAGACAUUCAGUGCCGGAUGGACUUCUAGAUAUAAAGAGUAAACAUAUAAACGGAGAUGUUUGCCAUACUGUGUUCCUUAGCCCUCCUCUAUACAAUAUUCCCUCUCUUGGCAGUCCCCUGGAUUCAAUGAUGACCUCCGUGUACGAGCCUAAUCCCAGGAUUUCACCCGAGCUCCUAGCCUGCAUUUCCUACAGUCUGCUCUCAUCUUCACCUGGAUGUUCUGGCAGCAUCUCCACAAUGGGACUCAACAUCUUACCUCCAUAUGUGCUCUGCCUCACCAUGCCCUAACUCCUUUAAUGGCACCAUUUACCUGCCGCUCACCUUGAAAUGCACCUGAAAGUAACCUUAGAGGUUGACCUUUUCCUUAAUCUCUACCUCCAAUUAGCUGUCAACUCCUAUUAGUUUUACCUCAAUUAUACUUCUUGGUUUUCUCCCCUCCUUUUGUUCAGACUCUCUUGGCCUCUCAGCCUUCUAACCUUUUGAAUAUAGCCUCUUCCUGCUCUAACCCAUUUUAAAGACUUUUUUUUUUUUUUUUUUCAAAAUACUGCUUAGGUCACACCCUGCUUAAAAAAAACAAAACUCAUUUGUCACAUUUGGAAGUUGCUAGGCCACCAAGUCAUUCUAAAAAUGGGUAAAUCAAGUAAAUAUUUAUCCCAUAUUUCCUAUUCAGACUGAGAAACUUCUAUAUGUAAGAAUCACAGACGGUAAAUGUAAGAGGUUUGAUAAAAUCAGAAAAUCACUCUUUUGCAACUCCUAAUGAAAUAGUGAAGCCCUGGUGGCAUAGUGGUUAACAGCGUGGCUGCUAACCCAAAGGCCAGCAGUGGAAUCCACCAGUUAAUCCUUGGGGACCCUUAGGGGCAGUUCUGCUCUGUCCUAUAGGGUCGCUAUGAGUCGGAAUCAACUCGACAGUAAUGGGUUUCGUUUUAAUGAAAUAAUGGGUGCAGGCAACAUUCACCAAUAGCUGCUAAAACCAUGAGGUGAAACGAAGCUGUAUAAUGGAUGAUACCACCUGAACCCACUGAUCAAUCUCAGCAUCACCAAAAGCGGGACAAUCAGACAUCAUGUUCCUCCUGAAAGGAUACAGUAGAGAGUAUACACCAUCACCUAUGGAGUAUCCUUGAAAAAAAAAAGGAAUUUAAUCAAACUUUUAACUACCAGUUCAUAGGUAAUGUGAGGGAUAGAAGAGCUUGUUAUGUGGCACCAUGGGGAUACCAUCAGCCAAAUCCUGAAUGGAGUUUAGUCUACAAGACAUACGAUCCACUUUAUUUCUGAAAAAAACAGCCAGAGGAAAGAAAAAAACAAAAAAGCAGGUAAA